AUGGCGACCGAAGAAUACGACAGUAGCUAUGAUGUUGAUAUUGAUGAGUUAGCUAUUUCCAUGAGGACAGAUUUAAAUCGACGCAUGUCACUAGUUGAGGAUCGCGGAAAAGGAAACAGGUGUUGCCCGAUAUGCAAAAUAGUGCACCGCAUUCGCCAAACUGACAGUAGUGCAUAUGAGCCAAGUAUUCUUUCAAUUGGCCCUUAUCAUCAUUCAGAGUUACCACUUCAAGCUAUGGAAGCAGAGAAGUGGAUAUGUCUAGACUAUAUUCUUAAACUAAACUGUGAAGUUAGUUUGCGCGGGUGCCUGAGUUUGAUUUCUGGACUGGAAAAAGAAGCAAGAGGCUAUUACACCGAGGAGAUAAACAUGGAUAGUGAAGAGUUCCUGCAGAUGCUUCUACUAGAUAGCUGUUUUAUUCUUGUGUAUCUUGGCAAUAUAUACGCACAAGGUGCUACCGUUGAUGAUGCGCAAAUGACAGAAAACAUGAUAUACGAGGGAAAGAGGGAAGCAAAGGACUUGAGCCACAUGGAUUCCGCCCCCUGCCAAAGUUUGAGUGGGCACUCAGCAGUGGACAUUGAACUAAAUCAAAUGGACACACAUACUGAUAGUCGGAACCAGGGGGAUUAUAGUGGCACUGUAGAAUGGUAUAAUAGUUCUGCUGUAUAUGACCUACUUUUGUUGGAGAACCAGAUUCCCUUCUUCAUUGUCAAGACAAUUUAUCGGUUCUUCUCACGUCAUGUGGCAACUACUUGGUUACUCACGAAUAACAUUUCUGAAUUCAUGGAAGGCACUCUUUACCAUUUCUCGAAAGUAAUAACUGAGGCUAAUAGGCCAGAAGAUUUUUACCAUCUGCUGCACCUGUGUCAUAAGUACCUGAAACCUAGUCACAAGUUUGAAUAUGACUAUCAUCAGUAUGCUGCAAAUCCUCAUCGCUUCCAAUUUGUACUUGAUGUUAGCCGCAAGAUCUUCACUUGUGGAGAGGAGCAAAACAUGUUCCAUGAGCUAAAUUUGUUAAAUUCAAUGCAGCAGGCCAAUCGAUGGCGUAGGGCUGUGGAAUAUCAUGAAGCGGGAAUGCAGUUCAAGAAAAGGGAGUUUGAUGAAAACAAUCCUCAUUCCCUAUUGGACAUUAGAUUCAGAAAAGGUCUCAUGGAAUUACCAUGUUUGCUGAUCGAUGAUAAGUCUUCUUUGCUAUUCAGAAAUCUUUUAGCUUUUGAGCAAACAUGUCGUCAAGUUGGAGAUGACAUCACUGCAUAUUUUGUGCUCAUGUCCCAGCUUGCUAGUACGUCAGCUGAUGUGGCUCUUCUUGCUCAGAAAGGGAUUAUAGUGCACCAGAUGGAAAGCGAUGAGGAUGUAUCAACUCUCUUCACCAAGCUUUCUGAGUAUGUGGCGUUUGACUUCAAUGGUGAACACUACCUGAAAUCUCUGUGCUGUGUCAUGGAAGCACACUACCAAAGUCGUAUUAAUAGGUGGAUGGCAUGGCUAUGGCACAAUCAUUUCAGCAACCCAUGGUUAGGUUUUGCUGCCAUAGCUUCGGUUUUCGUAGUCCUCUGUAGUGUCAUGCAAACUGUUCUUGCUUUCUUAGCAUACAUGGGAUGA
Molecule: messenger RNA, 1596 nt
Organism: Triticum turgidum subsp. durum (durum wheat)
Lineage: Eukaryota; Viridiplantae; Streptophyta; Magnoliopsida; Poales; Poaceae
Source: the annotation of a GenBank genome assembly